Messenger RNA from Paramisgurnus dabryanus, 3339 nucleotides. It is a transcript of the gene dipk2aa, whose product is annotated as divergent protein kinase domain 2Aa. NCBI's taxonomy places the organism in Eukaryota, Metazoa, Chordata, Actinopteri, Cypriniformes, Cobitidae. The record is from RefSeq and is a predicted model, not a curated record.
GUCGUAAAUACGAAACCCGAUCCGCGAAGUCUGGUCUUUUGUGCAGCUUUUCGUAGACCGAAGUUGUCUCGAGAUCGAGAGGGAAAGGUGUUUCAGCGACCCGUGUGAAUUUUAACGGAAUAAAGAAACGGAAAUAGCAAUGUACACGCGACACAUGGACAACGUGGGAAUGCGUGUAUGUGGAAGACUGGCAAUAAAAGACACAAGUUCAUAAAUAGACAACGAAUGCUUCCUCUCCAAGCCAGUGGAAUAAACCGGUAGUUUUCGCCUGCUUUGUGUUUGGUAAAGGUGAUGUUGCGACUUAAUGCCUGAAACCGGUGUGAAAUCAUAAAGCCCUCGUGUAAAAAAUGGUGAGAGGGCUUCUUGAAACUUAUGGAAGGAGACACAGCUGCCAGCACAGACUGCUCUAGAUGACCUGAAUGAUGGGAAUGAUUAUAAAACACAUAGCGACAAUGAACCAGUCACAUUGACCGAUCAGUCGCACGCCCCCCUUCCUCGCGCUGCUGCCCGUCAGCAUGCUGCGAAUACUUUCGCUCAAAUUUGGCCGUGUGUACCGGUGCGGCAAGUUCCUCUUCAUUGUAGCGCUUUGCGUUAUCCUGCUGAUGAACACUCACAACCUUUUUGCCUCCUUUCAGAGGAAUGAGCUCACCGAUCGCCGGUUCAUCGGCCUAAACAAGUGUCCGGCGUGUUUCGGCACCAGCUGGUGUCGUAAGUUCAUGAACGGCCAGGUGACCUUCGAAACGUGGGGUCGUCUGCGCUUUCUAGACUUUUUUAACGUAAAGAACGUUUAUUUUGCCCAGUACGGAGAGCCCAGGGAAGGAACCCGCAGGGUCGUGCUCAAACGCCUGGGCUCUAACCAAGAGCUGGCAGAGAUCGAUCAGAAAAUAUGCAAAAGGGCCACAGGAAGACCCCGUUGUGAUCUUAUUCAGGCCAUGUACAAAACUGAGUUUUCCCGACUGAAUGGGGAUGUGAGGCUGCUGACCCCAGAGGUCGUGGAGGGGUGGUCAGAUCUCGUCCACUGUCCGUCCCAAAGGCUUUUAGACCGGGUGGUCAGGAGAUACGCAGAAACAAAGGACUCUGGAAGCUUCCUGCUGAAGAACCUUAAGGAUACGGAGCGGAUGCAGCUGCUUAUGACUUUGGCCUUCAACCCAGAGCCUCUUGUGUUGCAGAGUUUUCCCUCCGACGAGGGCUGGCCGUUCGCCAAAUACCUGGGGGCCUGUGGUCGGAUGGUGGCGGUGAAUUAUGUGGGCGAGGAGCUGUGGAGUUUCUACAAUGCACCCUGGGAAAAAAGAGUGGACCUGGCCAAGCAGCUGAUGGACAUCGCUGAGCAGCUGACCAAUAACGACUUUGACUUUGCCCUUUAUCUGCUGGACGUCACGUUCGACAACUUUGCAGUCGGGCCUCGUGACGGGAAAGUCAUCGUGGUCGACGCAGAGAACGUCAUAGUGGCGGACAAGAGAUUAAUAAAACAGAAUAAACCAGAGAACUAUGACAUUUGGUACGAGAGCCGCUAUGAGGAAUGCGACAAAGAAGCCUGUCUUUCCUUUUCCAAGGACAUCCUCUGCUCCCGAGUCACAGUGGACCACAACUACUACGCUGUCUGUCAGAACCUGCUCUCAAGAUUUGCCACCUGGCGAGGGUCCACAGGCGGUCUUCUCCACGACCCCCCUGAUGACGUGGUCAAAGAUGGCCGCCUCAUAGCCUUGCUGGAUGAGUGCACCAGACCUCAGAAACAAUACGGCCGAUUCCAGGCAGCUAAAGAACUCCGGGAGUAUCUGACACAACUCACACAGCUGAGCAGUACUAACAGGUAGUGUCAAGAGCAGGGGACGAGCUCCCCACCCUUGAUAAAUAAACAACAGUAGUACAAGGAUUGGUGGACCUGCGAGGGUAAGAAUUCGCUCUCGGUUGACGUAUAUCAAUCACACCUUUUCUGGUUCUGUCCAAAAGGAGUUUGCACAUGAACAUGGAUCAUUAUCUGGAGCAUUAUCUGUCUAUCUGUGUGUGCUGCCAAAUCCAGCUUAAGCUGGUAGGCGUGUUUUAGAUCAUACUGGUUUCCAGCUGGUCAAAUCUGUUGGUUAGUCACUGGCUGUUCCCAAAAUCUGUUGACCACCUGAUGCUGCUUAGACCAGUUCAGACCAGCUACUACUGUAUGUUCAUUACCACUGCUACCAGUUUAGUCUGAGAUUUUCAGCAAGGCUUUGUGUACGUGUGAGCGGAUUGUAAUAUCUGAUGCUUCAGUAAACCCCUCUGGCAUUGUGGAUUUGGAUCCUACAGUGCAGUUUCUAUUUAAUUUAUAAUGGUGAGUGCACCAUAAGCAGGGGUCAUUACUGGAAUGACACAGGAAGCUAAUUUUCUGUUUUUAUUCUUGGCUAAAUUGUAUUUCUAAGCUCUAUAUUGAAUUAACCACCUGGUUCCUUUGCUACGGGAACCUUAGUCUUGUCUUAACUGAAUUUAAAGGCCUGCUUGGCCAAAUUAUGCCUCUGAUUGAAGGGAAAUUUGAUCAAGUCUUUCCUCUUACAAUGAACCUGCUCGGUGAGACUUUGAUGCUUUAUGUUAAAAAUGGCAAUCAGUUUCAGUGGAUUCAUUUGAAACAAAGACGAAAAAGGAUUUUAAACAAUAAAGUAUGCAAGUAACAAUGCCAAAGAGAAAUAAAAUCGUUGUUUGGUUUAUAUUGUUUCUUUAGCAACGCUUCAACCAGGAUCAUUUAAAAGGGAAAUUCUAUUAAAGCUCUUAUGUUUCAUGUUUUUGUCAACGAAAUAAACUUCUGUUUUUUGUACCUUCCUGUUUUCGGACCAAUGCAGUUACCAAGUCAUCUUGUGACAACAACCAUGUGAUACAGUUCCCUUCACUUGCACUGUACUUUUGCAUUAAGUUUACAGACAAGUUGCACUACAUUAUCAUGAUCAUUAUUACCCAUCAUCCUUGCUUUUUGUCCUCUUAUUGAUUAUUUGUGUGCAUAUUUUAAUGUUUAUUUUGUCAAAUUUACGUUUUUAUUGAGCAAUAUUGGGAGUCAAUAUUGGAGUGUAAUGAAUUUUGCUUUUAAAUAUCAUUUUUGUAUGUGUAGUCAUGCAUGGUUGAAGAUGUUCCUAUCUUCCACCUUCACCACAACUUCAGAAUCCUCAGUUCGUGUUAAAAUGAUUUAUUUGUUUAUGGUCUGUAAAACAAAUCUGUUUGCUCUCUGUACGUGUUUGUUUUAAGACUGCGGAAACGUCUGGUCUUACUGUGCCUUCAUUCAAAGUUGUAUUUUCAACUGAAAAGUAUAUUAAAGUAUAUCUAUACUUACUGUACCCAGGCUGAUUUUUAUUUUUAAAUCAGUAAAAUUUGUCAUAUUAAAAA